AUGGAAACAGCACUUGGUCGUGGCUAUUCAAUCAAUGACGAAUCUGGUUUAACAGAUUUCUAUUCACCACCUUCGAGCAUUGUCGAUGAGGAUGAAGAACAAGAUGACGAUUUGUUCUAUCCCGAAGAUGUUGAACCAGUCGAUGAAACAAUUUUUGCAUCUUCAUCGGCCAAUGAAGCGACUGAUACAAAUUCAAAGAGUGGUUUUAAUUCACUACCACUAAAAUUGAUGUCUAUUGAGGCAACGCCACCGCCUACUCCGCUUGUUCCACGACGUUUUUUCGAUCCGAUCAAUGCAACAACAACAGCUUUUCAAAACUUGUCAUUCAAUACGAACGUAUCAAUUGCACCGUCGAAAAACACUGAUCUCACCAAUUCCAACUGGUCAUUAACUGCUUCAUCGUCGUCAUCAUCAACAAAAACAACGAAUUCAUUGUUUCCAUAUGCUGCUGAUCAAACGCCCAAGACGCCAACCAAAACAACAAGCCUUCUAACACCGACUAGUAUGGACCGUUACCUUCUUGAACAUCGUCCUCAUACGGAUUCCAUUUACCAAUCAACAAUGACAGUUGGUACAACAGCGAACAGACAUCAUCCGCUCUCUGCUCAACAUACUGAAGUGAAGAAUGAAACGAGCCGUCUGUUCUCUUAUAUGACCUCUGUUGAUGGGCUGACGGUGGGUGCAUCAGCAGCAUCGAAUCAAUGGUCAACAUAUGAUGAUAAACCAAUGACACGUUUGGAUAAUUCGUCAUAUACAGCUCAAUUCCAUCUGAAAUCUCCUCAACGGGGCAAUCCGCUUUUCUCUAGUUCAACAUCGCCUCCCUAUCAAUAUCAGGAACCAUGGUUUUUAUCUGAAAUGUCAACAAUAUUACGUCAGAAUACGAAUAUUUCCUUGAGUUCAACAGCACAACAAAUUCUUGCUGCUAAUACAAGCAAUAAUAAUCGUCCGUUACGUUCGGAAAAAAUCGAUAUCGAAGUUAUCAAACAUCUAAUUCAGGAAGCCGAUUGGAAACGACAAUGUGGCAUGAAAAAAGAAGUUUGUGUCUUUUGUCGAAAUAAUGGAGAAAAUGAACUGAUUUACUCAAGUCAUUCAUUGAAAGAUUCCAUGGGCAAUGUCACAUGUCCAAUUCUACGUGCUUAUCAAUGUCCGAUAUGCGGAGCAACAGGUCCACAAGCUCACACAAUAAAAUAUUGUCAAGCAACUGGUGACGAUAACAAUCGACAUGUUCCAACACCAUACGAGAAAAUGCUUCGUAUGCAAACAUUCGGCUAUGAUGACAAUAUGACACCAUCGAUCUCGGCAUUUUUUGGUCAUUUAGAUAGUCCUUCAUCCCUGUAUACGAAUGGUUGGUCCGAUAGUUAUUUAUAA
Messenger RNA from Adineta ricciae, 1368 nucleotides. Lineage: Eukaryota; Metazoa; Rotifera; Eurotatoria; Adinetida; Adinetidae. The record is from the annotation of a GenBank genome assembly.